AUGUCAAAACAACUUCUCGAUCGGCUCGCAGGCCGUAGAACACACCGCAAAUCAAGAAAUGGCUGUAGCGGCUGUAAGAAACGCCACAUAAAAUGCGACGAGACCCGGCCGGACUGCCGGAAUUGCGUCAUGGCGGAGCGGGUAUGCUCGUACCUGAAAUCGGAACCCGACGACAACUCCUCAGUUGUAUCCUCCACCUCAUUGCCAGUCUGCACUGAUACGGCGCCCAGAGACACCAGUGUUAGCCGGUGUUUGGCUAUUCCCAAGGACCCUGGCGAGGUGUACUCGUGUACUGGACAGGCUUUCACAGCGAGCCACAUGGCUUUCCUUCACUAUGCUCAGUCCAACAUGUCAGAGUUCAUGGCUCUAACUGGCAAUGUACGACCUCUUAUUGAUACGGCAAUCGAGCACUCUCUGACGGCACCAUAUCUUUUGGACCAGCUCCUCGGGUUAUCGUCACUUCAUCUUUCAACUCAGAAUGGCGCCAAGGCGUCCAUAUAUUUCCACCAAGCCACUGAGCUGCAGACACGAGCGCUGGGGUUCUUCAACCAGACGAAAGAGCACAUCUCAGAUGCGACGUAUAUUCCGACGUUUGUCUUUACCUCUCUUCUAGGCAUACAUGUCCUGUACGAAACAUUACAAUGGCACUGCGGCUCUCUCGCAGAUUUCAUUGACGCCUUUGUCAACUAUUCGCGUCUACAUCGAGGGGUACGAUCCAUCACCGGGAAAUACUGGGACGAGAUACUCCAGUCUGAUCUGAAGCCUUUGUUAUUCAUUGUGGAUAUCAUGAACAAGGAGAGCUUUCAAACUCCGGGUCCAGUAACGAAGCAGUUGAAAGAAUUACUGGAAAACAUCCCAACGUCGUCAGUGUCAACCCUUGCCUGCAUCACGGCCCUCGAAAAGCUUCAAUGGGUUCUCGACUUGGCCGGAAGACAACGGUCCAAGUUCGAAGUCGGCGUUCAUGCGGUGAUGGCCUGGCCACUGUGUAUUCCGGACGAGUACAUUGAAGCACUGCACCAACAUCAACCGGAGGCUCUCGUCGUUUUAGCCUUUUACGCUGCGAUGCUGCACAGGUACCGGCGUUUCUGGGCGUUUGGUGGUUCUGGUGCGCCCAUAGUACACCUGAUAUCGAACAGUGUCGGGUCGUUCUGGCAGGAUGUUUUGACUUGGCCGUUACAAGUAUUAAUUGAGAGUUGA
Messenger RNA from Colletotrichum phormii, 1197 nucleotides. RefSeq names its product Upc2 protein. Gene Ontology annotation, molecular function: DNA-binding transcription activator activity, RNA polymerase II-specific; zinc ion binding. The record is from RefSeq and is a predicted model, not a curated record. NCBI's taxonomy places the organism in Eukaryota, Fungi, Ascomycota, Sordariomycetes, Glomerellales, Glomerellaceae. Gene Ontology annotation, biological process: regulation of transcription by RNA polymerase II. The coding region runs from base 1 to 1197 and encodes 398 amino acids. The transcript has a single exon.